ACUCAAGGAAGAAGAAUUAUCUCAUCCUCCUCGCUUCCUUCUUGAAAUAUGGACACUUCAUUUUCUAAUUUCUUUCUCUCAGCUUUGUUCAUGCUCAUGUUUUCGGUCAUGAACUCGGUAGGUUUUCCUCCAACACUAGAACCAAUCUGUGGACCAACUCAUCCUAAGGAUGCGAUUCCAGUUUACCCCUUCGACGUCCAUUUGCUGCACUUUUCUUUGAAUCUCGAAUACUUAGAAGCUGAAUAUUUCUUGUAUGGAGCACUGGGUUAUGGUCUUGAUAAAGUCGCUCCGGAAUUAGUAAUGGGUGGACCACCGCCAAUUGGAGCACAGAAAGCUAAUCUUGAUGAACUUGUUAACCGUAUUAUCGAGGAGUUUGGAUAUCAAGAAGUUGGCCAUAUAAGGGCUAUCAAAACGACAGUUGGUGGAUUUCCAAGGCCGUUGAUGAAUCUUAGUGCAUGUAAUUUUGCUACGAUAAUGAAUGAUGCAUUUGGAUAUCCUUUGGAUCCUCCAUUUGAUCCAUAUGCAAACAGCCUGAAUUUCAUGUUGGCUUCAUACGUGAUUCCAUACGUUGGACUUACUGGUUACGUCGGUGCGAAUCCAUUCAUCGAGGGAUGGAAAACAAAAAGGUUGUUAGCAGGUUUAUUAGGUGUAGAAGCAGGGCAGGACGCUGUCAUAAGGACGUAUCUGUACGAGAAGGCAGAUUAUACAGUGUACCCAUACGAGUACACUGUCGCUGAAUUUACAGAACGCAUCUCAGAGUUGAGGAAUGAAUUAGGGAUGUGUGGAAUCAAAGAUGAAGGUAUCUGUGUACCACCAUACUUAGGAGCAGAGAAUCGAACAACCAGCAACGUGUUGUCGGCUGACUACAAUUCCUUAUCUUAUGCUCGAACACCCCGUGAAAUUUUGAGGAUUGUAUAUGGAACUGGGAAUGAACAUGUUCCCGGUGGAUUCUUCCCAAAUGGAGGGAACGGAAAGAUUGCCAGAGAACUUCUACAUUAUUACAAAUCAUAAGAGAUGUAUUGCUUGAUGAACUUUUAUAUCAAUGUCCUAUAUCGAAUAAAGUGGAGGGAAACCAGAUUAUUACUCACGUGGUAACUAUGUGCAAUCCUUUUGCCGUUGUCAGUCGUGUUCUCAGUCAUCCAUAUUAGUAUUCAGCUACUCAGAAUAAUAUAAUUGUACCGUUUUUCUGUUUAAGCACAAGGCUGAAGUUAUUACAAGGUCGGCCUCAUCAUUUUCUAUUUAAAACUUAAUUUGAUAAUCUAUAGGAAUCUCCCAUUUGCCAUGGAGGUUAAUUUGCAUUUAACACGGUGUCAUAUCAAUGGGCUGCCUGUAGUAGUGUUGCGGGUGUAUUUAUCAAAUUAUGAAUAGUCAGUUGUUUAUUAAUGAUUAGCCGUAUUAAUUAGUAGGUGGAAUAGCCGUUAAGUAAGUAUUAGGGUUGCUUUUAACUGACGGUCCGUUGUAAGGGUUAUCGUCAUCUGACGGCCCAUUUGCUUUAGGGUUUUUAGUCACUCACUGUAAAUGUUGCUUGUACGGCAUUUGUAGGAAAAUAAUGAGAAAAUAGAGAAGAAGGCUGCUCUCUGAGUUUGGAGGCAGAUAAUUAUUACUUUCA
Molecule: messenger RNA, 1609 nt
Organism: Papaver somniferum (opium poppy)
Lineage: Eukaryota; Viridiplantae; Streptophyta; Magnoliopsida; Ranunculales; Papaveraceae
Product: desiccation-related protein PCC13-62-like
Exons: 3
Coding region: 49-1011 (320 amino acids)
Source: RefSeq, a predicted model, not a curated record